UUUUUGGUAUUUUACCUAUAACAUUCGUGGCAUUUCUUUAUUUUACAUGUGGACGAGGUUUUGUUCCAGUAGUCGUUCCACGCGUCCUUAAAGUAGUAAUGUCGGACAACUCAACUUAUCGAGCAACUCUAGGUCAGUACGGCCAUGCCAAUUUUCCCACCUGGAUAAAACCGAUACUUCGGAUACUACCUAGGCGUGUGGAAACAAUUACGGAUUAUCACGCUUUUAUACGACUAGAUGUUAACUAUCAUUUUAAUGCCAAACUCACUUUAUAUCAUGAGACUCCCGGUCAUAAUCCUCAUCAGCAUCGUCCAACGUACGCUGAAUUCCGAUUACAAUUUUUCGAAUAUUAUAAGACAGUUGAAGAUUUCCGUCCUUACAAUCUUCAUAGUCGACGACUUCCACGCAUCAACCACAUUUAUGUUAUAAUGCCAGGAGGCUCUGUCUAUGGUUCACGGUUACACACCCCUUAUUAUAUUCCUGGUAUGGAUUUGCCUCCGAAUAGCUGAAAUUGCACUAAUUGGCACUAGAGGAAAAAUCUUCUAGCACUCACUAAAGUCUGAUACAGAUCUGGCGCUAGCCAAUCUUCAAGAAUAUAAAAAUUUCAAAGCAUCAAUCAUCAAGCUUUUCUUGGUGCAUAUCUAAAUAAUAAUCCACAGGAUAUUAAAAAUUAUAAAAAAUUGUAUAAUCUUCAAACGAUUUUUUUGCCAUUAAUAUCAAGUUCUUUGAA
This is a messenger RNA of Belonocnema kinseyi, 730 nucleotides long. RefSeq lists its product as uncharacterized. The record is from RefSeq and is a predicted model, not a curated record. Lineage: Eukaryota; Metazoa; Arthropoda; Insecta; Hymenoptera; Cynipidae. Bases 99 to 509 code for a protein of 136 amino acids. The transcript is spliced from 2 exons.